Molecule: messenger RNA, 471 nt
Organism: Ascochyta rabiei
Lineage: Eukaryota; Fungi; Ascomycota; Dothideomycetes; Pleosporales; Didymellaceae
Exons: 2
Coding region: 1-471 (156 amino acids)
Source: RefSeq, a predicted model, not a curated record
AUGUCGGGGAAAAACGAGCAAGGAAAGAUGGAUGUCACGCAGAAGAAUGUCUUCAAUGCGCCUCUCCACCAACAUUCCUCUACUUCCAACACCCACGUCACGGGCUACAGCUCGGGCAUGUGCUCAUCUGAGAUGCCUCUCGCGCUGUCUCUCACAUCCUCAUUCCUCGACUGGUCUCAACAACAAGGCACUGAUCUCCGUAAAUCUGGUAUCAAAGAGGGCGCACGUCUCUGCGCAUACGUAAACACAUGGAAAGCGGCACUCGACGGUGGCAUUGACAACGUACCCAAGGUGAAGCUUGAGGCCACACAUCACCACGCUUUGGACCUUGUUAGUAUGGAUGUGCUGAAGAAGUACGCUGCGGAACAGGAUAACAGGCGUGCUGAGAGUAGGGUGGUGUUGCCCAAGGAGGGCAAGCAGAGUAUCGCGAGGGAGAGCAAGGAGAUUGGUGGAAAGGAACCUAGGGCGUAA